AUGUCCGAAGGGGCACCAACACUGUCCGCUCCACCGCGACUAACACGCCCAGGCCUCAUUAACAACGUGCUCUACGUAAUCAUCCUCUCCGCCGCCCUCGACCUCGUCGGCCCAAAUGUCCCCAAAGGCGUCGUGCUCCUCGCCGAUGUCAUUCCCUCGUUCCUCGCCAAAUUGUGCGCCCCGUACUUUAUCCACAAGAUCCCCUACAAUGUGCGCAUCGUCAUAUUCGUCGCUCUCUCCGUAUGCGGCAUGCUCAUCAUCGCCCUCACGCCUCCACUGCAGGACUCGGGGACCAUCGCCAUCAAGAUGUGCGGAGUGAUGCUUGCCAGUCUGAGCAGUGGAGCUGGCGAACUGAGCUUCCUUGGCCUGACACAUUACUACGGCCACUUUGCUCUGGCUUCCUGGGGCUCGGGCACGGGAGGCGCCGGCUUGAUUGGUGCUGGAGCCUACGCCAUUGCGACCAACACGCUCGGCAUCACCCCUCGUACAAGUCUACUCGUCUUUUCCUUCUUGCCGCAAAUCAUGGUGCUGAGCUUCUUCAUUAUCCUUCCACUCGGCCCGCUGCGCGCUGGCAUCCAGAAACAAGGCGACUAUGAAGCCAUCGAUGACCAUGGGGACGAUGAGGAAGAGGAAGUAGGCCCGGCGCAGGAACAAGACGACCUGUUGUCUUCCUCCAUGCACUCGGCUUCAGGGCGCAGUUUCCCCUCUAUCACUAACACCGGUGCUAAUAGUGCGCUGAGUAGCUUUCGCGCAAACCUCAACCGCGCGCGAGGCCUGUUCUUCCCAUAG
Messenger RNA from Alternaria metachromatica, 789 nucleotides. RefSeq lists its product as uncharacterized. The record is from RefSeq and is a predicted model, not a curated record. Lineage: Eukaryota; Fungi; Ascomycota; Dothideomycetes; Pleosporales; Pleosporaceae. Gene Ontology annotation, cellular component: membrane; vacuole. Gene Ontology annotation, biological process: regulation of intracellular pH. Bases 1 to 789 code for a protein of 262 amino acids. The transcript has 2 exons.